AUGUUCGCUGUGCUCCGUAAAAGACAUGGCCAUGUGGUCAGUGAAGAUUUUCGUGAAGGUGAAAAUUUAUUCGUGAUUUCCGCUCGUCUGCCCGUGAUCGAAAGUUUCGGUCUGGCCGAUGAACUUCGCUCUCGCACGAAUGGUAUCGUGAAUCUACCACAGUUACGACCCGGCGGAUGGGAGCUUUUGGAUAUCGAUCCCACACAACGGGAUUUACUUUUCGACGGUGCUGGCACGAAAAGUGGGAUAAUUGGCAUCCGGUCUUCAAAUAUGGCUGACGCGUUUGGGACGUCGGCUCGGGAACGCAAGCGUGGUGGCAAAAAGAUGACCGGAUCAAGUGAUUCGAACAUAAAACAAACUUACCCCACGCAUCGGAGUGAUCCGUCAUCCACUGUGCUAUCGAAAGGUAAAAAAGUGACCAAUGCAGGCGGCCCCGGUGGCGCAGCUGCCCCGACUGACAGUGAUGAUGAAGUGAUUGACGAUCAAAUUGCUCAACAGACCCGAGUUCAGAGAUAUUUACGGGAUAUUCGGGUUCGUAAAGGUCUGUCGACAAAUGAGCAAUUAGUACUGUAUGCGGACAAACAGAGAACUCUGAAAAAGAACAAAUAA
Messenger RNA from Echinostoma caproni, 609 nucleotides. NCBI's taxonomy places the organism in Eukaryota, Metazoa, Platyhelminthes, Trematoda, Plagiorchiida, Echinostomatidae. The record is from the annotation of a GenBank genome assembly.